AUGUUGUACCUCGUGGGACUCGGCUUGGCCGACGAAACUGACAUUACUGUCAAGGGUCUGGAGAUUGUCAAAAAGGCGGAAAGAGUCUACCUUGAGGCAUACACCAGUAUUCUACUUGUGGAUAAAGAGAAGCUAGAAGCUUUCUAUGGACGUCCUGUUAUCGUAGCAGACAGAGAACUAGUCGAAAGCGGCAGCGAUGAUAUCCUCGCAGGAGCCGACAAGACCGAUGUGGCCUUCCUAGUGGUUGGCGAUCCAUUUGGCGCCACCACCCACACCGAUUUAGUCCUUCGAGCCCGCGAGUUGGGCAUCGAGUCCAGGGUCAUUCCAAACGCAUCGAUCAUGUCCGGUAUUGGUUGCACGGGUCUGCAGCUUUACAACUUCGGACAGACUGUGAGCAUGGUAUUCUUCACUGAAAACUGGAAACCAUCGUCCUACUACGACCGAGUUAAGGAAAACGUGCAGCUGGGCCUCCAUACAUUGGUGCUUGUGGAUAUCAAGGUCAAGGAGCCAUCGUGGGAAAACCUAGCAAGAGGCCGGAUGAUCUACGAGCCCCCAAGAUACAUGACGGUCGCACAGUGUGCCAGUCAGAUGCUGGAGACCGAGGAGGAGCGAAAGGAGGGUGCCUUCGGACCCGACAGCCUUGCCGUUGGAGCUGCAAGAGUUGGAGCUGCCGAUCAGAAAUUGGUUGCAGGAACCUUGAAGGAACUGACAGACGUGGAUAUGGGACCACCGCUCCACAGUCUGGUGCUGCUUGGAAGAAAGACGCACGACUUGGAGAGAGACUACAUUAGACAGUUUGCGGUGGACACAGCAACUUUUGAUGCCCAGUGGGCAAAAGGUUACGGGGCCAGCUCAUAAGCACAAGACCCCUUGCUUCUAUGAGUACAAAAUGUGCAUAUAGCAUUUCAUGCCAAUAUUUAUGAUAAAACGAAGAAAAGUUCUGAU
Molecule: messenger RNA, 945 nt
Organism: Aspergillus wentii DTO 134E9
Lineage: Eukaryota; Fungi; Ascomycota; Eurotiomycetes; Eurotiales; Aspergillaceae
Gene: dph5
Product: diphthine synthase
Exons: 3
Coding region: 1-858 (285 amino acids)
Biological process (GO): protein histidyl modification to diphthamide
Molecular function (GO): diphthine synthase activity
Source: RefSeq, a predicted model, not a curated record